Messenger RNA from Schizosaccharomyces japonicus yFS275, 3004 nucleotides. Its product is annotated as ubiquitin-protein ligase E3. NCBI's taxonomy places the organism in Eukaryota, Fungi, Ascomycota, Schizosaccharomycetes, Schizosaccharomycetales, Schizosaccharomycetaceae. The transcript is spliced from 3 exons. The record is from RefSeq and is a predicted model, not a curated record. Gene Ontology annotation, biological process: intracellular protein transport; vesicle-mediated transport. Bases 209 to 2893 code for a protein of 894 amino acids.
CCUCAUGGCACUAAAACAAGCCAAAACCUCCUAGCUCUACUAUUCUACUACUUUCAUAUAGCGUUCUACCCAACGACAUUUCCUGUGUUGUUGUGUCUUUGCUAUAGCAGCUAAGGCCACCUCCAACACAAUGCAAGACCAGCAAACAUCCAAGUCUGUGCUCAGUUACUGCCAUAAAUUCUGUGUCUAGUGACUGCACUUAUGACCAAUGUUUGUAUCGGAAGAUUGGAAUGGCAGUCUUGGUAGUGCUGACUUAGCUUCAGCUAACGAUGUGGGAACGGAAGUUUCAAGUUUCCAAGACAGCAACAUAUUUUGCCUGGAACGUGUUCAGCUUCAAUUCCCCGUAGCCUUACGGCAUAUGGAUGUUGAAAAGAACAUACUGGUUAUGGCAUUAACAUGUGACAAACUGUUGUUAAUUGACUUGGACCGGCCAGAGGAGAUUACGGAUAUCGACAUUCCUAAGAAGAUACUGGCAUUUGGAACCACGCACAAAGUGUUUACAAGUAAUACAACUCACAUUAUGUUCGUGUCUACUACUUUUGGAGACAAUUGCCUUGUUUUUCCAAAUCAUCAAGUGCGUAUUCUAGCCAAAUUGAAAGGAAUGACUUUUGAGUCGGCAUUGUUCCUGGAGUCUUCAGCCUCUACAUUCGAAUUGUUACUUUUAGCGACUAACGGACAAAUUUCGUUGCUCCAAGUGAACGUUUCUGACGCCCAAUUAAAGCACAUCGAGCGAUCCUUUACUAUUUUGCAGCAGCUUGAUGGUUCUGAGAAGCCAUUACUGCUUCAGCUGUAUAAGCAAACUUUAUUCAUAUUCACUAGUCGACACAUUUAUCGACUUAAUUCGGAGAAUUCAGAUUCCUUGGCUUCAUUUUUCUCCACGGAUGUAAAUGAUAGGAAGCCAUUUUUUACCGUCCAACGCGGAGAAGAAUUCAGAGAGAUACGCUUCUCACCGUUUCCCGAAGCAGCUUACGAGAAGCUGUAUGUUUGUAUAUUGACUAAUAAACGCAUAAUGAAAGCUUCAAUAGACGAUCUCUUAACGGAAACUUUCUCGUUCUCUGCCGUACUAGAACUGCCUACCGAUAGUGAGAAACCAGUUCAGCGUUCCGUCCUUAUAUCUUCCUUUCACAUCAUUUAUUUAGAAGGCGAUGUACUUUUUGCAUUCAAUAUUCUGAACAAUCAACUGGUUUUCAAGCAAACUGUUCCAUUACUGCAAAGAGAACGCAUCCUAGGUUUGACGGAAGACCGUGAACAACGCACGUUUUGGAUUUAUACGACGGAAGGUAUUCACGAAAUUACUAUUACAAACGAGGCCCGAGACGUUGCCCGGAUCCUUUUUGAGCAAAAGGACUACGAACGUGCACUGACUGCUGCUGCUGAAUCUUCGCCCAUGAGAAACCUAAUUCUCAUUGAAUAUGGCGAAGAAAUGAUGAAGCGUGGAGAGUGUGAAAGAGCAGCAAUGCUGUACGCUGAUAGUUCAAAGUCGGUUGAACAAGUUGCAGUUGAGCUUUUGGAUCACGAACAAUAUGACGCUCUUCGAAAGUAUCUCUGGAAGAAACUGCGCAUGACGAAAAAAGCAAUGUCCGUAAAGCGGACCUUGCUCGUCAAUUGGAUUUUAGAGCUAAUCCUUAGCCGGUUUAACAAGCUUGACGAUGAAAAACAGCUAACCGAUGACGUUUCUGUCUUCCGAGAAAAAGAAAAACAACUAGAUGUCGAGUUUGCAAAGUUACUCCGCGAAUACAAAGACGAUUUGGAUAAGGGUGCAGCAUACUCGAUUACCGUGAAUUACGGUCGCGAAGAACAGCUUCUUCAACUGGCCACAGUAAUGGACGAUCGAUCAUACAUCAUGUCGUACUGGAUCCAGCGAGAGAAUUAUGAGAAGGCUCUACAAACACUACAAGACGGCGUGGAUGAAGAAACGCUUGUUCAUCAUGCCAACGCCUUGCUCACCAAUCGUCCAUCCGAAACCGUGGGCAUUUGGAAACAACAACCGAACCUCAACGUUCACGCCCUCAUUCCAGCUCUUUUGAGUUACAACCAGAAAGCCGGUGUGCCUGUGGAAGCGAAUGCUGCUAUUCAUUAUCUUCACUAUGUCAUUGAUGUACUGGGCUGCAGCGAUCCCACUGUUCACAAUACUCUCUUCUGCAUGUAUGCAUACCAAUCGCGAGGUAACGAAGAGUACUUGCUCAAGUAUAUCGAGAAACAAGGAAACAACCCACUCUACGAUAUGGAUUUAGGAUUACGGUUGUGCUUGCAGUACGAGUGCAAGAAAAGCGCUAUAAAGAUUCUUGUUCUCCUACAGCUUUACAGCCAGGCCGUGGAUAUGGCUCUCGAAGAGCAAGAUUCGGACACCGCUAUGAACAUUGCUAGUAUUCCAAGCGACGACAAGUUUCUUCAGAAGCGGUUGUGGAGAAAGAUCGCGCAGCAGCUACUAGCCGGGCACGCGGACGUCAAAACUGCCGUACGCACGCUCAGUCAAUCGAAUGUGCUUUCGCUUUCCGAGAUUUUGAACAUGCUUCCGACAGAUGUUGACAUGGAUGACAUUCGUGAACAUGUUUGUGCAGAGCUCAACAACUAUCGCUCAGCGAUGGAAGCAUCCACACGGGACAUGGAGGAGUCUGACCGUAUUACGAAGGCUCUUUCACGCUCGUUUGACGAACGGAAGAAGGAGGUUGUUCAGCUGGAUGCAACCCAGGGUUGUUUGCAUUGUAAUGAACUGCUCAUCUUGAAACCCUUCGUCGUAUUCCCCUGCAAACAUGCAUUCCAUCACGCAUGCAUGAUCGCUCACGCACCCAGUACCCAUGUUACCGACGAGUCUGUUCUUGAUGAAUGUCAAGUGUGUGGACCUAACGCUACAUAUAAACUCAUCGACGAGCCUUUUCACGACGACUUUUAAUUUCACCUCAACUACGGCGACACGAAAAUUUAUGAAGUUCCUGCGGUAAUAGAUAGCCGUUAAUACUAGACAAACUCUUCAAGACUUCUGUAAUUCUGUUUUCACGAUUUC